AUGUCCGUGAAAUCGGUGAUGCCGCCACAAACUUAUUCGCGCCUGUUCAGACCCUGGGAUGCAACAGAGGGCCGGGAUAAGGUCAGUUCCAGCAAAUCUAGUGAUUGUGAAAGUGAUAGAGUGUUCAAGCAUGAACCGUUUGAUGCUGCAAUUCGAGCUCGCUUAGAUCUGGAAAGUCCGGUUUCAUCGGAACCCAAAUCACCCAUGCAAAGUCCCGUCAAGUUUCCGUUGAUCGAAACACCUGAAUUGGAUGAUGUUAGUGCUUUCCUGGGGCACCCGGCGGAUUUGGCUUCGUACUACUACUACUGCAGUCAGCAGAAAUUGGGAAUGGAUUUACUACCAGCGGCAUUGAACUUUACCGGAGUACCAAUCGAUCCGAUCACUUAUGAGCAAAUGGAACAGGAAUAUUUUCGUGUGCUUAGUGAGGAUGCCAAAGCGAAACUUUUGAGCAGCCGAAAGCAACGACCAAAGAAAUUCAAGUGCCCCCAUUGUGACGUAGCAUUCUCCAACAAUGGUCAGCUGAAAGGUCACAUCCGCAUUCAUACCGGCGAACGUCCCUUCAAAUGUGACGAAGUAAGUUGCAGUAAAACCUUCACCCGAAACGAGGAACUAACCCGCCACAAACGAAUCCACACCGGAAUUCGGCCGUACGCCUGUCAAACCUGUGGCAAAAAGUUCGGCCGACGGGAUCACCUGAAAAAGCACACCAAAACGCAUAUGCCUCAGGAACGGUACACGUACGGGUUGGCCCCAGCCGCCAUGCUGAUGCCGAUGUACUCGGCCGCGUCGCACCUGUACGGAUACUAG
This is a messenger RNA of Malaya genurostris, 807 nucleotides long. It is a transcript of the gene hkb, whose product is annotated as Krueppel-like factor 3. Gene Ontology annotation, molecular function: DNA-binding transcription factor activity, RNA polymerase II-specific; RNA polymerase II cis-regulatory region sequence-specific DNA binding. NCBI's taxonomy places the organism in Eukaryota, Metazoa, Arthropoda, Insecta, Diptera, Culicidae. The coding region runs from base 1 to 807 and encodes 268 amino acids. The record is from RefSeq and is a predicted model, not a curated record. Gene Ontology annotation, biological process: regulation of transcription by RNA polymerase II. The transcript is spliced from 2 exons.